GCGCCAUCUUGUCUUGUAAAAUUAACGGUGAGCGGCGCGACGCUUGAUCUGGCGUUCAGCACUAAUUAGAGCCACUUCGUGUCUCACCUAAUCACGAAUAUUUACCGUUGUAUUUGGAUGACGAGAAGUAAGAGGAAUCGUUUGGGCGCAUUCAUUUGAGGCAGCAACUUUCCGGGCGGACGCGAAGGUAGGUUGGCCGCGUUUCCCCUUAACUGCGAAACAAGAAGAGGCCCGGCGGCUCGAUUGAACGACAAUGUCGCGACUCAAGGAAAAAAGAGCUUCGGAGCUUGAACAGGCGAGAGCGAAGCUUGAUGGCAUACUGCAAAGCCUCAUGGAAAAAACCGAAGAAAGUCAGAGUUCAUCAUCUCAAUCGGAAGACGAAUCUAAAGCAUUGGAUUCUGCGAAUAAGGACGCAUCCCCUAAAAAGAUUCAGAAGACCCAGAGGAAACGUCGUAGAAAAGAUGACUCAGCUCUGCAGAAUUCAAACACCUACAUAACGAAGAUAUACGGCUGCAGUGUAGACCUUGCGCAGUUUGAUGAGAAUUCUCCAUUGUAUUCGAUGUGUCGUAGCUGGAUACAAAAUAAGCCUCUGCAAAAUUUGGAGCGGAACCACAGUGGGGAAGACACUGUCAAGAAGGAGAGUGCAAAUGACACAACUGAGGAGGACAAUGUAAAAGGAAUUAUGUACCUGCCCGCACCUGUGCCACCAUCCAGAGGCGAGGAUGGCAACAUCAAGGACCUUCGAAUACCUUCACCCGUUCCACAGCCCAGUGAAAAGUUCUUUAUGGCAUCGGACGAUAGCGAGGUUGUACCUGUGCACGUCUUACUGGCUGGCCAUCAAACACGUUGGAAGAAUGUGCGGCAAAAGUGGAAAGAUGCCGCUAUGGCCAAUGAAGAACGCUAUAAAGAAAGUGCGGCGAUUCUCCUCAAGGCCAUGAGCCAUGACCAAGAUGCAUCAUCGCAAUGGGAAAGUGCACCUGCUUAAGACAAAUGCAGCUCUGCUAGCAUCAGUCUGGCCAAUUCCCAGGCAUGUCUCGUCACAAGACUUUAAUGCAUCAAAAUGUACAGAUGAGACUAACUAAAACUUGGGGUAGUGCAGUAAAUGCUUAUGUGAGAGCUAUUGAGAAUUUGCAGCGCUCGUAGUUAACAAGCGGUGAGUGAAAGUCAAAACCGUAAUUCAGCUAGUUUGGAACACUUGAACUGAAGUCUCUAAAUGCACCGUGUUUGUUUUUAUUGCGAUAUCACUUAUAUAGACAGUUUCGGCUAGUUUUUGCCACCGCAGUCGUUUACAGGAAAAAUGCACUAUCCUCUUUAUGCGGAGAGACCAUCACCUUUCCAACCAGGGUCGUCUGCACGUGCGCUUAUCUCGUGAGCAAACAAGGGGGGAGGAGCUUAUGAUUGCUGAGCAAUCGCGGCAACGAUCAGCGCGCGCCUGUUGCUCCCACAGCAGGCGGGAGCUUCUACGGGCUGCACUCUCCAUACACACACAAAAAAAAAACUGUGCCAAAAAUGUACCUGGAGCAGCCAUCUGCAUAUAGAUGCGCUCUACAUGCAACAAACUGCCAGCAGCAGCGACACACGACGUAUAAGCCCUUAGUAGCCGCAUGCACUGCCCACGGGAAGCACUUCUCGUCAAUGCCAUCACUACGCACGAACCUUGUUGUGAUCAUCUGACUGUGCCCCAGGAAACUUGGUUACUUAGCAAGCACAUGUUUACUACAAUAUUGCCACCAAAAAUGAUAGCCGUGCUUCAUAAAACAUUCGAAUAUGUUGCUAUCGCAUUCAUUGCUUCACCCUUUUGUCAAAAUUAUGACUUUUGUUUUAUACAUAUACUACAUUUUGCAGAAAUUAGCUUACCAAAGACUUGGGUAGUAGUUGUAAUACUGGUACACCAAAUUGUGGCUCAAGGUUUUAAACCGUUGUUGCAGCACAGCAACAAAGUUGUGCUGCUGAGAUUGAAGAGGUCGAUCUUGACCCUAGCCAUGGCAGCUGCAUUUGGAUAAGUGCGAAAUGCUACGACACCCUUGCAUUGACUUCAGUGCACAUUACAAAAAAAAAAGGGACCACAGUUGUUCAAAACGAAUCUGGUCUCCUACUAUGAUGUGCAUCAUAAAACUACAAAAUUUAAUUUUGUUAAACUUUUUUAAAUGUAUAUUUCAUUUGUUUUACAACGCCUAUGCAAUAAAGAUGUUUGCACUGUUUAUGUGAUGACACAAAUCGCCACGAUGAAUCACUGUCAUCAGUGCGACCAAGUUUGCAGUAUUCUGUAAAAGGUAACACAUACUAACAACCUAAAACUAAAUCCUUUUUGAUCACAAGCUGCACGAGAUAAAUGUUUACGCCAAUGCCUUUUGAAGUGACAGUGAGAAAGCCUUACAACAAUCUGCGGAAUAGCUGAGAAGCACAUUAUUGAAAUACAAGAAGCCAAAUUAGUGGCAUCCUCUGCUUUCUGGGAAUUUGGAGAUUCGGCUGUGUCAAGUUGAAAAUCACUUGUAUUAUUGAAAGGCUUGUCACAAAACCUCACUGACGGCUUAUCCAAACUGCAAGGUCUUCUUGGCAGUCAGCCAUGAGGACAGUUUUUAUGCAAAUAUGGGCUAGCAAUUCCAGAAUUUGGCUGAAAGAUGUUGGCGUGCGUCGCUUGCAGUACCUUUCCAAGCACCCAUAUGCUAGAAGUUACUCUCAGCUUUCUACAGCUCGAACCUUUGAACAUACAACCUCGUCCAAUAAAGUAUUCUUUCUCUCCUGUCUCAUCUCUGAGGCCAUAGAGAGUCUACUGUAUUAUGUCCUUGAAGGGCAAAAUAUUAAGGGACCGGCAAAAUAUGUUCCGUUCAAUGAGAGAUAAACAGGAUUGCGUGUUACAGUAUUCAGGUAUGAAGCCAAUCUUAUUAAACGCAGCUGAUCCGUUUAAGCAGAAAUUCCGUUUAGGAGAUUUCAGUUUACCAAGUCUAUUGUACUUAUAAUUGUAUCUUGGAUGUAUGGACUUUUAACUGUUUGUGGGCAUUUGAGUUAAAGUACCCGUUAGGGCACUUCAACAUAUUAAAUGCUGAAUUAACGGGGAUGCCACAAUGAAAUCUCUGCUAACUCCCACAAGUUGUACCUCCCUUGGAAUGCAGCUGGCUCGACGAGGUGGUGUAUACAAUUUCUGAUCAUCAGAAUGCCAUGGCUUCUGUGGUGUUAUUAAACUGUCGAAUAAAUGGAGACUUGGCUCCAGGUAGACGUAAUCAUGCUAUUUCGCCGAGAUUUAUUCUUACAUAAGAGUCUCAGGUUCCUUAUAACAACGACUGCAUUGUUGCAAGAUUAUGGAGCUUGCCAUUUUGCAGCACCGUCUCAAGUGUGUGGGCAAGGUGUCGGCCAUUGAUUGCCCUUUGCCACCACUGCUUCCAACUAUGUAAAAGGAAUUAUAUCGUGGGCCAAGUUUACUGCUUCUGAGAACGCUCUGCAUACUGUCCAGUUGAUACCACAUGAUCUGGCUCAACUAAACCCACACUGUGACCACAACUUUUGUGAUAUUUUCAUCUGGUAAUCUUUAAUACAGGUCAUUACUCUGUGCAACCACUGUGUUUUACUUAAAAUAGACAACUGGUUAUGAAACUAGCACCAACAGUGAAACAAUGAAUCGAGCAUCAAGAGCGUAGGAUAGGCACGACCAACCAGUUUACUGUGGUUUACUGUGUGAAACGAAAAAUUGGCAACUGCCAAAAAUCAGCAAAAAACAUCAAUGCCCAUUUAGGAGAACCGCACCGUGCGCAAGAACUGCAAGACAUUUGGAAAUUUCUCUUCCUGAAAAGCUUAUGAGUUAUGUUACUUGUAUUUCCAUAACAUCACAAACUUUGAACAGUUAAAAAAAAGUACCCAAGAAACUUGGGAUUAAAGGAUAAUCCAACUCCAUGCCCUGCAAUCAAAAUUUUAAUGCCGCAAUAAAACACAGGCAAUGAGAUACUGGAAGCUCCCAAUUCAUGCUGUUCGUGAACCACCACCCCAAACAUGGCACAUGAUAAUCUCUGCAACAAUAGUUUUUGGGUUCAUGAAGCUGCUGUAGAAGCACAUGCAUAUAAACAAAACGCAAAACUCGAGACAGUGAGACGAUGUGCAAGUCUCCUGUCGUCUCAACUCGUCUGCUCGCUUGCACUGAAAGAAUUCAUGUGCAAGUGCUAUUAGAACUGCACAUGACUUUUUUCUUAACAGCCACAUUCUCAGCAACAGAUGUUGCAGUUACUCAAAGUGAACUGAUUGUAGCACUAACUUUAGCGUACCCAAAAUUGUCAGACAAAGCACCUCCACAUUUUUCAUUGUAGAUCUACAGAAUUUCUAGAAUGAAGUUUCAGAUCACCUACACUAUUGAAACAGAUGUUUCAGCUUUGUUCUAUUUUUGACAGAAUGCUGAAGAGCUUUUGUGCAUUUACAUUGGAUAUUGUUUGUAGCACAACAGUAGAUACACAAUGUGGCUUUGCAAGUAAUUUGUGCUGGUUUGCAUACAGUUUCUAAGGGCUUCCUAAAACAAUUCACGUUCGCUGAGGCCACCAAAAGAAUAGAGCGUUCAUAAAUGCGUGUUUUUGUACCAUGUCCGACUGGUUGAGAGUAACAAAAAUGGAGAAGCGGUCUAGUUGAAUACCCGAAACAACUAGCAUAAAGAUGCUCUCACUUCUUGGUCAGUUUGCCAGGAGUGAGCUUUAGUGUGUGUGGUAUGCGCACGAUGAAAGAAGACGAGGACACUGAGGCAUACAGGAACAAAGGACUGGCAUGCGAAAGAAGAAAAGGAAGGGGUAGAAGGUGUAUGUGAUUUGAGGCAGUCCGGUGGGCGGAUGUCCCAGUGAACUUUUAUGCGAUAAAAAGUUAUUACCUAUUGUAUUUAUGGCUUCUUGCACACAUUAAUGGCUUCUUGCGUUCGAAGGCAUUGGUUGAUAUUUUUGUCACAAGUGUAGCGGGGCACGCGUGAGCGCGCUACUAUCACAUGCUUUAGGGCGUCUGUUGUAACAUUUUUUUUUUCCGCUUGGUACGCGACAUAUUUCUAUGGGGACUGCGUCGGAAGUGUUCGUUGUAAAGGUAAGAGGGCUCGAAAAAUUUUGGCUGUAUAUGAACUCAGUUUCAAAGGGUAGCAUACGAAAAUCGCAAGUACAUCAAAACAUAACCGAUAGAUCGUUACAAGUGGGUUCGACUGUGUGUGAAUUCUCGAGUGCUCACAUGGAGCUUAUCACUGCAAGAAUACAUGUUUACUAGGCUGUAUUCAAAUUUGCUUCGACUCGAAUUUAGAUUGUUGAAAAUUUCGAAGUAAUUGAAGUGAACAAAUAAGUGUCAUUAGGCCGCAUAUACGUAUGCCUUCUGCACAGGUGGUUUCACUGCAGUGAAAGAGUGCUAAGCCGUGAAAGCACCUUUUUAAAUGUAUAGUUGCUCGCACAUGUUUUGUAAAGGCGGUUUUACUACUGUGAAGGAGUGCUGAGCCGUGAAACCACCUAUUCAAAAGAAAAUUUGCACUGCUGCGAAGCGUCACUGCAAGGUUAAAUGAACAUAGUACCCUCAUACUAAUUCAUUCAUAAUUAGUUUAGAAGCUUGUUAUGCCAGCUUAUUUGCUCCAAGUAUGGUGGACUUGAAAACGUAACAUAGCUUACAGGUUAUCACUUGCAUACUAUCGAAAGUCAUAGCUAAUUACUGUUUUAAGUUGUUUUUGCUUUUCUGAACCAAAAAGAAUGGCAUUUGCACAGACCAUGUAUCAAUUGAAAACAAAAUACUGUGUAGGUUAUUCGGUAAUCAAGACAAAUAUGCCCAUUUUUCAUGCUAAUAAGUGGUAUAUACUAUUUGAAUUCGAUUUGAAAUUAUUGGGUUAAAGUUACUAUUUGCUUGAAAUUCGUUUCGAAACUAAAACUCACUGUGCGCACAGGCCUAACGUUUAACGUUCAAUAUAUUAAGGGUAAUGAAAAUGUUGGCGCAGGCUAUAUGAGCCGUAUCCAAAUGCAGAGGGGAAAGUCAUGUCGUUAAGAGUGUGGAGUGCAUGGUGCCCUAAUGUGAUGCACAUGUUUCGCGUUUUGCUCAUACUGCUGAAUGAACUAAAUACUCGAGUGAGGGCCUGUGUGAUAUGCACGCCAUCGAGAAAGUGAGUGUGUGUGUUCGGCGAUGAAAGAAGACGAGGAAGCGGAAGAAUGGAGACAUGAGGACUAACAUGCAGGAGAAGGAAGGGGCAGACUAUGUGAGUGAUUCGAGGCAGUCGGGUGGCCGGACCCAAGUGUCGUACUUUAUUUAACGUUGCAGUCCACGAGUGAGGCUAUGGGCGUCACGUGGCCACCAACUACCUCAUCCUCCUGCGCUUCAAGAUUGCAUGCGCCAAGUUCCUUUGCAAUUUCCCAGAGACCUGUGACCACCUUCCGGAAGCUGCCCGCUUCCUGCUCAGCACCUCAUCUUGUCGCCAUGCCUGAGCAUCACGCCACUCUCAAUGUCGUCGGUGAGCCUGCGUGAACUCAUAGCACAUGACUUUUGUGCGAGGGUUGGGACGCUGAUUGGCUAGCACGUGCUUUCUUGGUGUUUGUAUGGUUUAUCAUGUGUGUGUGUGUUUAUUGUGCUCAUAAAGUGCUCGAAACCUCCAA
Rhipicephalus microplus (southern cattle tick) is the source of this 6575-nucleotide messenger RNA. It is a transcript of the gene mip40, whose product is annotated as Myb-interacting protein 40. NCBI's taxonomy places the organism in Eukaryota, Metazoa, Arthropoda, Arachnida, Ixodida, Ixodidae. Gene Ontology annotation, cellular component: transcription repressor complex; Myb complex. Gene Ontology annotation, biological process: negative regulation of transcription by RNA polymerase II. The record is from RefSeq and is a predicted model, not a curated record.